AUUUUCAGGGAUUCGUUUAACUAACGAUCUAUUAUCGAUCGAUACAUAGUGGAUAAUGAGUGACGAUCCGUGUGAAUGUUUAUUCAAUCAUGAGAACGCAAUGAGGCGUUUGCUUUCAUUGUUACGGGAUUCACAAGGUUAUUGCACGGAUUCCGAAUGUGUUCAAGAUUUGCCGGGUCCACAAGGUGCAGGUUUUGGUGCCAGCAAUUUAAUGAUGAUUGCCAUUUUGUGGGCUAUACUUGCAGUUGCGAUGUUUAUGUUGCGUCCAAAUUCGAUGCGCUCAAGAACAGAUCCAUUGGGGAAACCCGGACCUCGUUCGGAUGGUGAUACUCCUGAACCGCCAGCACCUAAUGCACAUUAAUAUAUACAACCAUCAACUCAUCCACUGAAGUUCAGCAAUGAAGCAAAACAAUAAUUAAUCCACAGAUGUUCUUCCUACCUUUGUUUGAAGUGUUUCACAAACGAAUGGUAUAUUAAUAAUAGAAGGGUAUAGUCACCUCAGUGAAUGAGUGCUAAUUUGUCAGCACAGUUCUUGUAAAUAUUAAUUUUUCUGAUUAUACUUUUCCGAUUUUAUCAGCAGUUUUUUGAAAUACACAGGUUGUGAAUUUAAAUAGUGGAGGUAGUCCUUUUUGCACAUCCUUGUAAGUAAAGUUUGGACUUUUCUUUUGCUUUUCCAUAUUCGUUCCAGACAUUUCUUUCAAUUUUAUUCCAUUCUAAACCUCGCUUUAUUGUUGUAGCAAGAAAAGAGAUUAAAAUGAACCAGUAUGAACUUUUGAAUUGAACAAUUAUACACUGUAUAGUGAGACAGUAAGUGGGAAAAAGCUAUAAUUCAGGUAAUACUCCCAGUUAGUGAUGAUUUUGUAAUCUCUGAGAACUGUGAUUUUUCUCCAAUUAUUGAAUGUUUUUUUCGCUGAUUUGCUGGAAAAACAAGUGAAUUUCUCUUUUCGGCGAUAAAAAUGAACACAGCUGUCCUUUUCCUUUUUUAUUAGAUAAUAAGUGAACAGAUAUAAUUUCGCUUCAGUAUAAUGUUUGCAUCAUUAUAGCAUCUUAUUGCUGCUAUUUUGAGCUUUUCUUUCGUUGAUGGUACGAAAAGCAGCAAACUCUUGCUCAUCUAUCCAAUUUUUUUUACCAUGAAGUUUUAAUGAAUUCUGUCUGGUUAGCCUUCCUUCUCCUUGCUAAUUAUCCCUUCCCAUUCAUUCUCAAUUAUCGUCCUCCUUCAUCCAUCCUCCAAUCAAAACUUUGUAAUUGUUGUAUGACUUAUGAAAUGUAUUUAUACUUUGAUGGUUCUUAAUCAAAAAAAGAAAACUUUUUCGGGA
This is a messenger RNA of Loa loa (African eye worm), 1316 nucleotides long. RefSeq lists its product as hypothetical. Gene Ontology annotation, cellular component: endoplasmic reticulum. Bases 56 to 361 code for a protein of 101 amino acids. The record is from RefSeq and is a predicted model, not a curated record. The transcript is spliced from 3 exons. NCBI's taxonomy places the organism in Eukaryota, Metazoa, Nematoda, Chromadorea, Rhabditida, Onchocercidae.